Molecule: messenger RNA, 5056 nt
Organism: Melanotaenia boesemani (Boeseman's rainbowfish)
Lineage: Eukaryota; Metazoa; Chordata; Actinopteri; Atheriniformes; Melanotaeniidae
Gene: c5h4orf54
Product: chromosome 5 C4orf54 homolog
Exons: 2
Coding region: 1-4518 (1505 amino acids)
Source: RefSeq, a predicted model, not a curated record
AUGAAAACAGAACCAAGCUGCGCGGAAACGGCGGCAGCGCGCCAGCAGGUGAUGGAUCUGCUCCGGAAAGCGGGAGAGCAUUUCUUGGAAAAGCGAGACGAAACCAAAUACGUUGAAUUGGAGACAGAAAACGCGAAGACAAGCGGAGGAAAACCGGAGGACGAACUCCGCUUUUGUGGGAGAACCCAAAUGUCCAACAGCGGUGGCGCUGGAGCUCUUUGCGCAACGGAGCCAACCAAUGAGGUGGAAACGAACGAAGAUAAACGUGGAGGAGACACCAAGAACAACGUUCCUCAUCCAUCCUCGUCAUCUUUUCCUCCUUGCGUGAAAAAGCCUGAAGAUUGCCUCAAACUGGGAGAUAGGAAUGCGCGCUCCACGACGCAUCCGGACGUCUCCAAAAGAGAUGAGGAUAAAAACUCGCAAGCAGAGAAUUUACAGGAUGGAGGUAAUUAUCUGAGCAGGGGAAGUGAGUCAGAUGAUUACGAGGAAGAGGAUGUUGUCAGUUUGGUGCUUUCUGAUGACUCAGGCCCGUGCGUAACGGAGGACGAGUCCCAUUACAUUACCACGCACGAGAUUCAGCUGUCCGAGCUCUCUGACCAUGAGGGGGACUACGACCUCGGGGUCGCCUCCUCCUCUACCAGCUGGGAUCUCGAGGAUGACCACCAGGCAUACUCAUUUGUUGAUUAUGCGUUUGAGAGUGAUGGAGCGGGGGAGAGGGGGGACGACCGGCCGCCUCCUGACACUCAGGGCGCAGCAGCAGCAGUCAGCACUCUGCAUGAAAGUGAUCCGGCCAAGUUCACCAGCUCAGAUGAGAGCGCGUCAAAGUCCCAGCUGGAGCAGCAGUGUGGUGGCAACAGCGGGGGACAGAUCCACCUGUCAAUCAGAACCACUUCCAGAGCUAUAAAUGGCCCUAGCAACAUUCAAGAACAGGAAAAUAUUCUUUAUCAUGCCAGGCGCUCCGGAGACAUGAGCCGCUAUGUGUUUAGAGGAGUUGAUGGGAAGGCAGAGACAUUGUGUGACACGGCGAAGUGCUUCAUAGCCGCGCCCGGACGCUUGCACUUUGGCGGCAAAUUCAGGGGAAAGGAGGUCACCGAGUAUUCCAGUGGUACGUCCAGCGCUGUCAGCGAACUGGACGACGCUGACAAGGAGGUGCGCAACCUGACAGCCAGAGCCUUCAAGAGCCUGGCUUAUCCUUACUUUGAUGCCAUCAAUUUCAGCACCUCCAGUGAGUCCUCAGCCUCAGAGCAUGGCAUAGGCAUUAACAGGUGGUCCACGUUUGUAGACCUGAAGUAUGGGAAAGUGAAUAUGUCACAGGGAUUAGACCAAAGUCUUGUUUCCUGUCAAAACUCAUUUGAAAUAGCGAAAAACAUAGACAAAAGAGGUUAUAAAGGAGUUGCACUGGCAAGCAUCAAACCGCCCACCAGCAAGAUCUUCACUCUGAAUGGCAACCCAAACAAAAUACAGCUGAUGGGGCAGUUUGGUCAAGGCCCCAGUGGGGUGAUCAGGCUCACUGAGACACUUAAUUUUCGUUGCAAUGUCAAUUCGGGUACGUCUGGGAGAGAAAGAGGCACUAACUUUACACAAAACGCUGGGGGAUCACGUUCCAGAGAUGAAGUUACCAACAGUUUUCUAAGCAGCCAGAGGAGAGGGGUCAGCGAGUCGCCCUUUAAAACCAUGGAAGGCACGCACAAGAAAGCCAUAUUCGCCUCGAGCCUGAUCAAAAAUGUCAUUUCCAAGAAAAUGCAGUUUGAACAGGAGCGCAAGAUGGAGAGAGGGGAGAUCAUUGAGCCACAUCGGACGUCUUCCUCGUGCUUUACGCACCAGGAGAGCGACGCGCACAGAGCGAAGGGCAGCAGAGAGCUGCAGAGGCAGAGCUCCAGGUUUUCUGAGAGUAGCUCGGACUACGCUAUAAUGUGCGUGGAUGAAUUAGGGGACAUCGUGGACAGCGGCUCGUGUGAUACCAAGAGCGACUCCCGGAGACGAGACGCGAGCGUUCCCGCACCAGAAACUAAUUUACAGCCGGUGAAUGAAGGUGGAAUCGAUACUAAAAAAGGCGCAUUGGACGCGUCCAAAAGCACGCUGCUUCGGAGCCAAAAUAGCGCGUUCAGAUGUUGGAGGGACGAGGAUCUAGGGUUUCAAAAGGAUCAUAAAAACGAUAGAACUCUGGAGGACAAGCUGCUCUCAGCUCAUGACAAAGAGGGAGAGGGGGAUCAGUACUCAGCAGCCAGCAGCAAACUGACUAAAAUGUCUCAUUUGUUUGUGCCAAGUAUCCAACUGCUGUCCAGCGACGGAGAAAUCGGUCAACAGCUGCAGCGCACAGAUUAUUCCCAAUCUAGAGACGAGAGCGGGAUCAAACUGCGCUCUGACAACGCUUUAUACAUCACAGACUCCAGGCGUUUGGCAACAUCGAAAUCUCCGGAAAUCAAAAUAAACCUGAGGAGCGUUAGAGACUAUAAAACUGAACCUGUCGGUGUCUCCAAACUGCGCUCUCCUAAUUUGCGCCCUAGCGCUCCCAGCUGUAUCAGAACAGAUGACUUCAAAUGCCAAGCGCUGGCUGCGGCCUUAAAGGGUGAGUCUUCGGAUAAAGUCCCGCACUUCAUGGUUAGAGACAUCAGAGAUAAUAAAGGGAAACUGCAAACGCCGAUUCACCAAGUUAGAGAUGUGCGCAAGUUAGUUAAAAGUUCAUAUCACUUUGUUUCUUUGGAUAACAACGAAAACAAUUCCAACGUUGUCUCAGCUGACCGCCAUCCAGAGCAAAAGAAACAAAUGCACUACAGGAAUCCUAAUUCUGUCUCCCCCAUAGUGAUAAAAUGUCAAUCUGUGAACACUAACAAUGCUGGGAAAGAGUGUGAAAACCUGGAUUUAAUCAAACAGGAGCCGUUUGACGCAGACAAGUCGUCUCCAGAGGGCGCCAGACUGGCUCCUUCUCAGAGGGGAACAGGGAGAGCCCCGUUAGUUCUGUCCAACAGUCCCUCUGAGGGAAGCAGUGGGGUGGGAACUGAAAGCAAAACAGACUCUAAGAAGCAGGAUAAAGUAUCAGAUCUGACAGAAAAGAAGCCUGAAUCAAAGAUAACAAACCAAGUGGCUCUGGAGAAGCUCCAGGCUGCUGUGAAAACUAUGGAGCAGCUUUAUGUGUUUGAGAAAAAUGAGUGGAAAAGGAAGCGUGAGCCCCGGCCCCUAGUGGACAGCCACGUGCUGUCGCUGAUCUCCAGCGAGGAGCAGGGAGGGUCCGAGGAGGAAGAAGCGAGAGGGUCCAACAUGGACAAGGUGGUUAGAAGAGACUCCUACCCAAACACAGACAAGACGCCACCAGCGAUAGCAGCUUCUCCCGGCACGGAGAGCUUGCUGAGGCGGGAAGACAGAGAGCUGCUAAAGGCCCUGCAGGUUUCCAGCAGCCGUGAUGACAGGCUUCCUGCCAAGUCCAUGCAGGCCUUCAACACCACAGGAAGCAAAAACACCUCCAAACCCUCACCAGCUGCAAAUAUCCGCCAGCAGAACAGCGUCACACAGAUGCCUCUCAGCAGCAAAAACUUUGUCCCCAAGUCUCCAAAGCUGCCGGUGUCUCUGAAAAUCAGCCAGACCAGGUUAAACGGAAACGGAGGGGCUGAAUUUAAAGAUGUGGACAGAUCUGAGCAUCAGUUCUCCAGGUCAUCAGCUGACAACGAGAACUACCUAACCAUUCCGGUUAAAUCACACCCCAGCAACUGCAAACAGCCUCCAGCUGCUGAGAAAACAUCUGUGUACAUGUUCACCACCCAGUCAGACCCAAACUCUCCUCCUGGACAUGAUGGGUCUGGCAUCAGGGUCCAGGAGGACCAGAACCAGACAAAACGCUCCAGCAUUGUGAUGGAGACCCGUUCUCCAGAGAUUCCCUCUGCUACCAUCUAUCACUCCUUACCACUGGGGCUGCACACCAGUCAGCCACAGGUGUACUGCUUUUCCCCAGCGAUGACUCCAGCUCCCACUCUGGACCCCUUCCAGGCCACCCAGAGGAAGAUGCUCUUGGAUCCGACCACUGGAAACUACUACCUGGUGGACACUCCAGUGCAGCCAGCUACUAAACGCCUCUUUGACCCAGAGACAGGUCAAUAUGUUGACGUCCCCAUGCCGCAGCCCCCCAUGACCCCCGUACCCAUGCCCAUGUCACCGCUGGCCCUCAGCCCCGGAGCAUACGGUCACACCUACAUGAUCUACCCAGGCUUCAUGCCCACACCUUCAGUGAUACCUGCCCGGACGCUGGUGCAGUCUCAGGUGUUGUUGGAUGCAGAUGGUGGUGAGAAGGCUUCUUCUCAGCAGACUGAGGGAAUGUACAUGGAGACCCCCUUCUACAUGGCCACCGGAAAAUCUCCCCAGGCUGCUCCAGGUCCUCAGCAGCAGUUUGGCAUCAGCAGGCAGACACACGGCUUUUCCGGCAUCAAGCAGCCGGUCAUCAGCAUCACUUCCCAGCAAGGGCCCCGGAUCGUCGCCCCACCCUCAUUCGAUGGGACCACCAUGAGCUUCGUGGUAGAGCACAGAUGAAGGCCGGCGAACAUUUGGACAGGUGAGUUUUGAGAAGAUCCUGGACUGCUUUGAGUUUCCGCCCCCUCGUCUUCACUGUUUUUCAUAUUUGUUCAUUUGGAUGGUGAAUUUAAUGGUUCAGGUAUUUGUAUGAAAGAGCUGCUUCACAUAUUUGAGUUUGUGCAAUAAUACAUUUCUACUUUUGUCACUGGAAUGUAAAAAAUAUUAAUUGAAUUUAAAUGGAGAAAACUUUAGCCAUAACUGGUGAUUACAAUUAGAAAUGCAAAUAUUUCUUACCCAAAUGAUGUUGUUAUUAUGUCUUAAUGUUUGCACAAAUAUAGCAAAUUAUUCGUACAACUAAAGAGUUUAUUACCAUUUCUGUUGUUAUUGCUUUAAAGUAGACAAAAGUCAGUGUUGACAGCAUUUGAUUUAUAUGAAUGAAAACAUUAAAAUCAUACCAUCAACAUUUUAAAUGAAUUAACUCUGAAAUGUAAAACGUAUAAUAAGAUUUUGUAGUGUACCAUUUUUUUCUACUUUUAUCAUCAAAUCUCUCUGUCAA